AUGUUGUCUCUGGCAUCUUUAACUCUGCUGGUAUCAAGCGCGUUAGCUCAGUCUUCCUUCUCUCCAACCAGGCCACCAGCAAUACCUCUUGCUGUUUCUAACCCAUAUCUCAAUACCUGGCAACAGGCUGGAAGUGAUGGCGGCAACGGUGGAUAUCUUGCUGGGCAGUGGCCGAGAUUCUGGGCAGGCCAGGUGACGGGUUGGACAGGUCUCAUCAAAGUUGAUGGAGGCGCCGCAAUAACCUGGAUGGGUGCUCCUAAUGGACCAGCUGUUGCUACUCAAACGAAUUUCGAGUAUACGUCGACCAGAUCCGUCUUUACAUUCUCAGUGGAUGGGAAAGUGGGAUUGAAUGUGACGUUCCUUUCUCCAGUCGAACCUACCGACCUCAAGCGCCAAUCCAUCCCGGCAUCUUACAUGAACGUUGAAGUGUUCUCGAUCGAUGGUGCCGAACACAAUGUUCAGCUAUACUCGGAUGUCUCUGCUGAAUGGGCAUCUGGAGACAGGUCUGCUAUUGCACAAUGGGACUUUGGAACCAUCAAACCUGCUGCUUCCAAGCCUUUACCCUCAUCAUCUGCUACUGCUACCGGCAUUGCGCCCGCUGGUGGCAUCACUUAUCAUCGCUUCUAUCGCCAGGAACAGCAACUCUUCAGCGAGAGUUCGGACCAAGCGAGCUGGGGUGACUGGAUUUAUGCAUGCAAUCAUGCCGGCAUGACCUACUCCAACGGCGGUAUCGACGUAGACGUUCGUGGAGCAUUCAUUGACAACGGAACACUCGACAACGACCUGAACACUAAUUACAGAGCAAUCAGCGACCAAUGGCCAGUUUUUGCUUUUGCUCUUGACCUCGGGAAUGUGGGAAGAAGUCCAGCAUCGGCAUUAUUUACAUUGACUCUAGCACAAGAGCAAGCCAUCCAGUUCGAAUAUGAGAAAGAAAAAGUUGAGCAAUUGCCACCACUCUGGACAAGCUACUUCUCGAGCGAGCUCGAUCUGAUUUCGUUCUUCUACAACGACUGGUCCAACGCUCAGACAGCUGCAAACAGCAUUGAUGACCAGGUCGCUACAGAUUCGUUGGCAAACGCAGGGCAAGACUAUCUCACUAUCACCAGUCUUGCAGUCCGUCAAGUUUUUGCCACUACACAGCUCGCUGGCUCGCAAGAUUCCUACUACCUCUUCUUGAAGGAGAUUAGCAGUAAUGGUGAUAUGCAGACCGUCGAUGUCAUCUUCCCUGCUUUCCCACUCUUCAUAUACUUCAACCCAGAUCUCGGUCGCUUACUUCUUGAACCACUGUUCAUCAACCAGGAGGCUGGCAACUGGCCAAACGCAUACGCGAUUCAUGAUCUAGGUGUCUUCCCCAAUGCUACUGGGCACAACGACGGCAAUGCUGAAGAACAGCCACUGGAAGAGUGUGGCAACAUGAUGGUCAUGGCUCUCGCCGUAGCUCAGAAGGUCAGUGGCGGCGUAGACUACUUGAAUCAGCACUACACUCUCCUCAAACAAUGGAAUAACUAUCUUGUCAAUGAUUCUUUGAUUCCCUCGAACCAAAUCUCUACGGACGACUUUGCAGGUUCGCUAGCAAACCAGACCAAUCUGGCACUAAAAGGCAUCAUUGGUAUCGAAGCUAUGGCCAUGAUUGCAAACCUGACCGGUCACACUGAAGAUGCUCAAAACUUCACCAGCAUCGCUCAUAGCUAUAUCAACAGGUGGCAGCAACUGGGUAUUGCUCAAGGCACGAAUGGGUCGCUUUCACAUACAACCUUGGCAUAUAAUAUGCCAAAUACUCACGGCUUGCUCUACAAUCUCUACGCCGAUACCUGGGUAGGCACGAACCUGGUGCCUCGCAGCGUGUACAAGAUGCAAUCAGCUUUCUAUCCAUCCAUUGCAAUGCAAUAUGGCGUUCCGCUCGAUACUCGUCAUACCUACACCAAACUAGACUGGGAAAUGUUCGUCGCUGCAAUUGCCUCAACCUCUACCAAACAGCUCUUUAUCUCCAAAAUCGCUUCUUGGAUUGGCAAGACACCAACCAAUAGACCACUCACAGAUCUUUACGAGACAGAAAGUGGAGAUUAUCCUGCAGGCUUGAACUUUGCCGCAAGACCUGUUUUGGGAGCUGUAUUUGCUCCGCUGUUGGUUGGACAAGGUCCCCUCGGCUGA
Aureobasidium melanogenum CBS 110374 is the source of this 2151-nucleotide messenger RNA. Its product is annotated as DUF1793-domain-containing protein. Bases 1 to 2151 code for a protein of 716 amino acids. The record is from RefSeq and is a predicted model, not a curated record. The transcript has 6 exons. NCBI's taxonomy places the organism in Eukaryota, Fungi, Ascomycota, Dothideomycetes, Dothideales, Saccotheciaceae.